AUGUGUAUCCAUCAAAGCAAUCUUUGUUUUUUUAGACGUGAUCGUUCUCGUGAUCGAUCCCCGUAUCGCUCGUCACGACGACGUCGUUCACGUAGCUCCAGUCGCCACCGUCAUCACAGAAGCCGCAGACGCGAUCGCUCCCGCACUCGUUCACGUUCGCCCAGGAAUUAUCAUCGUCGUAGCUCAGGUCUUGCGAGCUCAUCUUCUAGCUCUCUAGGUUCUCUUCUGGCGGCAGCUUCUCAGAAGGAUGGUGGUUCAUCAAGAAGCGACCGUGUUUCGGCUGUCGCUACAGCAGCGCUCACCCAAAUCCGUGCGGCUCAAUCUAAGGUGACAGAUGAAAAUGGCACACCUAUUUCAGCCCUUGAAGGAGCACUUAUUAUUGAUGGUUCGCUAGAUAAAGACGCCGAGCAAAAGCGUCUUGAAAUGGAAAUGCAGAAGCGUCGUGAGCGUAUCGAAAGAGAGCGACGUGAGAAACGUCUCAAACAGGAUGUAGCAACUGCCCACAGCAAACUCCUUGAUGGCAUCAAAAUGCGUUCUCUCAAAAAAUGGACACUAGAGGACGAUGACGACGACGAUGCUGUGCCCCCUCCCUCGGUAGCCAAGGAGGAUGGUGCCACUAAUGAGGAAGAGGAAAUAGAUCCUCUUGAUGCAUACAUGCAGGAAGUUAGUAAGGAGGCCCACCAGCAAGUUGAUGAUGUCAUUCCCGUCCCUCAGUUGGUUCAAACACCUGGCGGUCUCAUUCAAGCACCAGGACUCAUCACUAAUCCUCAGCUGGGAGCCGGUAAUCCAGAUGUUGGUCUGGAAAAUUUAAAGUCACAGAAGAAGGCUGGCAGGGGCGAGCUAAUUCUUGAUGAAGACGAGCAGGAUGUUGAUAUGCCAUAUUAUCCCGAGCCGGAGGAGAGGGUUACAAUCGCAGACGCGUUGGCGCAACUUCAAAAGAGGGAAAAGCUGGGAGCCGUCGACCACAGCAAAAUUGACUACCAACCUUUCACCAAGAACUUUUACGUUGAGGUGCCCGAAAUCGCCAAAAUGACCAAGGAACAGGUGAAAAAUUACAGACAGGAGUUAGAGAAUAUCCAUGUUAGGGGUAAAGAGUGUCCCAAGCCGAUCAAAACCUGGGUGCAAGCAGGUAUCUCUGCCCGGCUCCUGAACUGUCUGAAAAAGAGCGGCUUUGAGAAGCCCACGCCCAUCCAGUGUCAAUCCUUGCCCGUGAUCAUGUCGGGUCGUGACAUGAUUGGGAUAGCAAAGACCGGCAGCGGCAAGACGCUAGCCUUCCUUGUACCCAUGGCGCGUCAUUUGGAGCAUCAGCCACCGCUUGAGCCGGGUGAUGGGCCAAUUGCUAUCCUGCUGACUCCCACUCGCGAACUCGCUCUGCAGACCUACAAGGAGGCCAAGAGGCUGGGCCAGACCUGCGGAUUCCGCUGUGUCUGCGUCUAUGGUGGGACGGGCAUAUCGGAACAAAUCGCUGACCUGAAGAGAGGCGCCGAGGUUAUCGUGUGCACGCCUGGACGCAUGAUUGACAUGCUGGCGGCCAAUGGGGGUCGAGUAACCAACCUCAGGAGGACAACUUACGUGGUGCUUGACGAGGCAGACCGCAUGUUUGAUUUGGGUUUUGAGCCGCAGGUUAUGCGCAUUGUUGACAACUGCCGACCCGACCGACAGACAGUCAUGUUCUCCGCCACGUUUCCCCGCCAAAUGGAGGUGCUCGCUCGAAAAGCCCUCACCAUGCCCAUCGAGGUGCAGGUUGGAGGCCGCUCAGUUGUUUGCUCCGAUGUUACCCAGAAAGUCGCGGUACUUCAGACAGAGGAGGAAAAGGUGAUGAAGCUGCUCGAGUUGCUGGGGAUCUACCAGGAACAGGGAUCUGUUCUUGUUUUUGUCGAAAAGCAGGAGAGCGCCGACGAGCUGAUGCGAGUGCUAAUGAACUACGGCUAUCCCUGCCUCUCACUGCAUGGUGGCAUCGACCAGUACGACCGUGAUUCCGUCAUCACCGACUUCAAGCGGGGUAACAUCCGCCUGUUGAUCGCCACCUCCGUAGCUGCUCGGGGCCUGGAUGUGGCAGACUUAGUGCUUGUUGUCAAUUACGACUGUCCGAAUCAUUACGAAGACUACGUCCAUCGGUGUGGCCGAACUGGUCGUGCAGGCAAUAAGGGCGUCGCAUUCACCUUCAUUACGCCCGACCAGGAGAAGAACUCCGCGGACCUGGUGAAGGCCUUCAAUGUCAGCGGUCAGAUGGUGCCCGAGGAUCUCUACCUCAUGUUCCAGGCUUACAAGGAACGCAUGCUGAUGGAAGGCAAGAAGGUCUACAGCGGUGGUUCGGGUUUCCGUGGAAAGGGCUUCCGUUUCGACGAGGUUGAGGCUCAGUUGGCCAACGACAAGCGACGCUUUGCCAAGGCAGCUCUCGGAAUCGAUGACUCAGACGAUGAGGGUGGCGAGGGCGGUGGUGCCGGUGGAGUCGAUUGGGAUAGCAAAAUUGAGGACAUGUUCAGCUCCAAGCGCAAAGUCAUUGAUGUAGCCAAGUCGGCCGCAGAUGGCACUGGACAACCAGGCGGAUCGUCAGAUGCCCUUGAUCCGAAAAUAGCCGCGCAGCUGGAGUUGGCGCGCCAGAAGGCGAAUCAGGUCGCUCUUAAAGGCGGCAUCGGCGCCUCCUCAAAGCUCGGCGGUAUCGGCGGGAUUCUCGGUGGUGGUGUCGGUGGCGUAGGUGUUGGUGGUGGUGCUUCGAACGCCAGUCGCACUGCUGCCGAGCUGGCCGCCGAGCGACUCAACGCCAAACUCGGCUACUCAAAGUCUUCCGCCAAUGGCGACGGGGACGGUGAGGGUGUGGGCUCUGGUAGUGCCACUAACCCGACGGACUUUGUGAGAAGAUACGAAGAAGAAUUGGAGAUUAACGACUUUCCGCAGAACGUGCGAUGGCGCAUUACGGGGCGGGAGAUGUUGCUGCAUUUAAACGAGUACUGCGACGUGGGUGUGUCGGUGAGGGGCAUCUACAUCCCCCCUGGCAAGGGGCCCGGCGCCAACAAGGCCAAUCUGGUCGAUUCGGCCGACGAGCGGCCCCUCUACCUCUGCCUGGAGGCCACUAACGAGCGCAACAUCCAGCUUGCCAAAACCGAGAUUAUGCGCAUCAUUAAGGAGGAAAUUGUCAAACUGGUGAAUUCCAUUACCCUUUUAACAUGA
This is a messenger RNA of Mesocestoides corti, 3171 nucleotides long. The record is from the annotation of a GenBank genome assembly. Lineage: Eukaryota; Metazoa; Platyhelminthes; Cestoda; Cyclophyllidea; Mesocestoididae.